UGGGCAGAUGUAUGCAAUGCAUAUUUAGUAGAAGCAAUAUGGUACAAAAGAGGACACAAACCAAAUAUGGAAGAGUAUAUGCAAAAUGCUUGGAAAUCAAUAUCAGCCCCAACGAUAUUUGUUCACUUCUACUGCGUAUUCUCCGACCAACUCUCUAUUCAAGUUCUGGAGACUUUGUCCGAACACCAACAAAAGAUCGUUCGAUGCUCUGCGUCUGUGUUCCGUCUAGCGAACGACCUUGUAACCUCGCCGGAUGAAUUGGCGAGAGGAGAUGUGCCUAAAUCGAUCCAGUGUUACAUGACCGAUACCGGAGCUUCAGAAGUGAAAGCACGUGUGCACGUGCGGCAGAUGAUCAACGAAAUGUGGGACGAAAUGAAUUACGAAAAAAUGCAAAGUCGCUCUUCCGUAAUCCCUCAAGAAUUUGUGGAAGCGGUAAUGAAUUUGGCACGUAUGUCCCAAUGCAUGUAUCAAUAUGGAGAUGGCCAUGGCUCUCCAGAGAAAGCCAAAAUCACUGAUCGUAUCGUCUCCUUACUCUUUAACUCCAUUCCACUAGAUUGACAUGUAUACAUUAAUUAUGUUAAGGGAAUUUAGUCCGAUGAAAUAAUAUUUGCUCUCGUGCUUGAGAA
Messenger RNA from Raphanus sativus (radish), 626 nucleotides. RefSeq names its product tricyclene synthase, chloroplastic. NCBI's taxonomy places the organism in Eukaryota, Viridiplantae, Streptophyta, Magnoliopsida, Brassicales, Brassicaceae. The record is from RefSeq and is a predicted model, not a curated record. Gene Ontology annotation, biological process: diterpenoid biosynthetic process. Gene Ontology annotation, molecular function: terpene synthase activity; magnesium ion binding.